AUGGCAGGACUCCUCGGUUUCCUAGCACAAGUCAUGUCCGAGAUGUGGGCGCCGGUGGAGGAGCUUAACGGCAGGAGGAGGAUUUGGGGGCGAGUAACCAGGGAUCUACUGACAGUAUACAACCAGUAUGCCUGUUGUGAAAACAGACUGCCUACCUGCCGUCUUCGUGAAACCUUCAAUUCACUCAACCUCUUUCCAUCCAACUCUCAGGUUUACGAGAUGGUGCAGUGUGCAAUGGAGUAUGGAAGUCCCUGUGAAGCAGAUAACAUCACCUUUGGAGAAUUCUGUGUAUUAGUGUCAGAACUCCAAGCAUACUACCUCAGGAAACCAGUCACACCUCAACCACGAUCCAUGUACAGAGAGAGAUCAACAUCUAGUCCCUGUAAACGAUGGCAGCAUAGAGUGUUUCUGGGCGGAUCUUGUAACCCUACAAGCUGGCGACAGGAUACAGCUAUCCCAUUCUUCAAACAACAUGGCAUCACAUUCUACAACCCUCAAGUACAGAGCUGGAGAGAAGAAUUAGUGGAGCUAGAAGCUCGAGCAAAACAGAGAGCAGACAUUUUGUUUUUUGUGAUUGAUAACCAGACCAGGGCUAUAACCUCUAUGAUUGAGACAGCCUACCUUGUAGCCACCCGGCGACAAGUAAUUGCGAUUAUACAUGAGUAUGAUAAGAACAUGAAGAUCUGUGGGGAAGAGGUUUCUAAGAGUGAGGUGAUGGACCUUUUGAGAGCCAGACUGAUACUUGUGGACUUAGUGGAGAGAAACAGCAUACCAGUGUUCACCAACAUGGAAACUGCCUUGCGAUGUACCAGGACAGUACUUGACAAGGGUUUGAAGGUUGAGAAUCUGAUUGUGGAGGAUGGUGUACAACCUGUAUUGUAUGGCUACCUCAAAGUGGGAACUGCACUACUUCAUAUGAGGGAAGCCUUCAACUCCAUGGACAGUACAGAAUCUGGCUACAUCACUGCUAAAGAUGUAUGCUUGGCCUACAAGAGCUGUAUGGGAGGUCAGAUCCUUGAUCUUGAGUGGCUUAGAAACCAUAGAAACAAGAGUUCAGAUGACAAGUACAGUUUCGAGGACUUCUGUUGUAUCGUAGCAGAAUACCAGAAAAGGAACAAGUCAUUACUGGAAAAGUUGUUACAAUUGACCAGAUGUUUUUUUCAUAAAUUCACCAAUCAUUCCAUAGCACCAAACUGUAAUAAUAUACAGGAAUGUCGUGACAUAUACCUCGGGGGAAGCUGUGGGGACUCUAACUGGAGGGAGAAGAUAGCUGUCCCUCUACUAAGGAAGCAUGGACUGUCCUACGCUAAUCCAUUUAUCAAUGACUGGGAGCAGCGCCUCAUCCCCAUCCAGGUGGCCAUACGUGAAAAGUGUCGUCUGCUUCUCUACAUCAUCUCUGACAGGACACGGUCAAUAUCAUCCAUGAUUGAGGCUGGCUACUAUAUUGGAAAAGGCUGUAAGGUUAUACUCUGUGUCAAGGAACUGUCCAACGAUGUCACAGUAGGCAAGGAACCCUUGACUGAGUGUGCCAUGAAAGACUACCAGCGUGGUAGGGCCUACCUGAUAGACCUGGCUAGUCGUGAAGGCAUUCAACUGUUUGAUGACAUCACAGAAGCAGUUUUAUGUGCCAUCAACUACCUCAGAGAGAGUCAGACAUGA
Messenger RNA from Ylistrum balloti, 1659 nucleotides. RefSeq lists its product as uncharacterized. The transcript is spliced from 17 exons. Gene Ontology annotation, cellular component: plasma membrane. The record is from RefSeq and is a predicted model, not a curated record. NCBI's taxonomy places the organism in Eukaryota, Metazoa, Mollusca, Bivalvia, Pectinida, Pectinidae. Gene Ontology annotation, molecular function: calcium ion binding. Bases 1 to 1659 code for a protein of 552 amino acids.